AUGGAUCAUACGUUCUCAAUACAGCCCAUUGGCCGGUUCGCUGGCCAGAGCGAGCCCGAGUUCGCGUGCUUCUCAUACGACGAUGAGCAUCAGUACCAUUACGGAGACCGGUCUCUCAGAUGGUACUACACCCCACGGCUGGGGGCGGACCUGUCCCAGGGUUUUGAGACGUUCGUGAAGCACGACGACAGUGUCGCCGAGCACCUGGAUAAUAAUGUCAAGCCCAUUCGACGAUCAUUCAUCGAGGAGAAUCACGCGUACCGGCUGCGCUCGCAGGCCGAGCAGGCGGCGCAGCCCUGGCGCGGGCCCAUUCCCCAGGAGGUCAUGCAGUUCUGGGGGUACAAGUUCGAGACACUGGCGACGCUGCCGGCUCCCUGGGGAGAGACCAGCCGCGAAUAUAUUGAGGGCCGCGAGGAUGAGGUCGUCAACAAUAAGGCACAAUACUGCUCGGUCGUGAGGACCGGCCUGGGCAAGACGGUGCUGUGCCUCGGCGGCGAGGUCGAUGCCGUCUGGGACUCCAAGCCCUCCAAGGCCGGCGACCCGAUCAAUUGGGUGGAGCUCAAGACGUCGGCGGAGAUGCGCAACGACCGCGACCGCGACAACUUCGAGCGCAAGCUGCUCAAGUUCUGGAUCCAGUCGUUCCUGCUGGGCGUGCCGCGCAUCAUCGUCGGGUUCCGCUCGCGCGACGGCGUGCUGCAGCGGCUCGAGGACCUCGACGUCGCGUCCAUCCCGGACACGGUCGCGCGGCGCGGCCGCCAGUGGGACGGCAACGUGUGCACCAACUUUACGGCCUCGUUUCUCGCGUGGCUCCGGACCAAGAUCGACGACGAGGGUGUGUGGCGGAUACGGCGGCGGGCGAGGGAUACGCACAUCGAGGUGUUCAAGACGGAGGAGACGACGGGCCACGGCAGGAUACUGACCGACGAGUUCAUCAACCACCGCAUCAAGCUCGCCCUACCGCCUGCGCCGGAAGAUGGCGACGGUGCAGAGCCAUCUUGA
This is a messenger RNA of Diaporthe amygdali, 999 nucleotides long. RefSeq lists its product as uncharacterized. Bases 1 to 999 code for a protein of 332 amino acids. Gene Ontology annotation, biological process: nuclear-transcribed mRNA catabolic process; NAD-cap decapping. Lineage: Eukaryota; Fungi; Ascomycota; Sordariomycetes; Diaporthales; Diaporthaceae. The transcript has 6 exons. Gene Ontology annotation, cellular component: cytosol; nucleus. The record is from RefSeq and is a predicted model, not a curated record. Gene Ontology annotation, molecular function: mRNA 5'-diphosphatase activity.